Messenger RNA from Staurois parvus, 1074 nucleotides. The record is from the annotation of a GenBank genome assembly. Lineage: Eukaryota; Metazoa; Chordata; Amphibia; Anura; Ranidae.
CCGGGUGACAGUGUGACUCCUGGACCUCAGAUGGCGAGUGUGAACCCCCUAUCCAACGCCAAGGGGGUGAAGCUGGUGUGUGAGCUGUGCCACAGCCCCGCCUACAUUCAAUGCCCGGGCUGUAAGGUCACUUAUUACUGCGAUGCAGACCACCAGCGGGCAGACUGGACCAGUAUUCAUGAGAAGAUAUGCCAACUUCUGAUCCCUGUACGGGCAGCCUUCCCAUUCCUGACCUCAGCGGAAGAGAGGGCUCAUUCUGCAGAGCAGUUAUUACAGAGGAAGAAACACUUGAUUGACCUGACCACAAAGGAAGCUCAGAGACUCUUGUAUGAAGGGCGCCAUGUGGAUGUAAUUCCAGCAGCCACCCAUGCUCUGUCUUUUAGUAUAGAUGUAUACGGGCUGACAUCAGUAGAACUAGUGCCCGUAUACCUUAUUCUAGCAGAAGCCAACAUUGGUCUGGGAAAUUUAACACAGGCCGAGGAGUACCUGUCUCAUGCUUACUGGACUGUACUAAAAACUACAGACUGCAGCAAUCUCAUCCGAUCCAAACUGCACCGGAAUCUCGGCCUUCUGUACUCUGCCAAGGGAGAGUUUGAGGAAUCACUGCGCCACCUCUCUAAUGACAUUUACUAUGCGAGCACAGUCUCAGGACCUAGUGACAUCAGCACUGCAGGAGGAUACUUCCAUAUGGCCAAUGUUUUUUUCCGGCAGAAUAAAAUGGACAUCGCUGAUUCUCUGUAUUCUGAGGUAGAUAGACUUUGUCAGAUUAUUAGCAGCAGCUAUUUGAAGUUAUUAGAAUACAUCUAUGUCACUGAUCAGUUUAUUCUGAUUUGUUGCAAUGUCCUUGCCAUAGAUGAAAACCAAGAGGCAGAAGCUCUUCAGAUACUCAGUGCUAUCUAUGACAUCAGAGAACAGGCUGCAAAGAAAGAGCCAGCCAAGAUAGCCAAGGUUCUACAUGCCCUGGCUAUGUUGCACUAUCUCAGAGUGGAUUUUAAGGUGGUAAGUCUUCCCCCUAAAGAUUUGUUAUUUAAACUAUUGGCCUAUAGAUUGUCUUUCCAAAUAAAAUAUUCCUAA